CGACGCUAUAAAGCCAUUGCACGUGAAGUACGCCCCCUAAACUUCGUCGCUGACUGAAAGAUUCAUCAUGUCUGUCGGAUACACCGUACUGGCGCUCCUCCUUACCUCGGUCGUUGCCCGAGCGGAGAUUCCCGCUGGUUACAUCAUGCAGGUAACCCCCAACUGCGGUGCCAACGACAAAGCAGACGCCUCGGUCACCAUCGUCACCGACCUGAACGCCAAGGCCAAGGCCGUAUGUCUGGGUGGGAAGGAAGUGGCCUUCACCUCCACAGACGGGGUCAACUUCAACCUUCCCUUCUCCUACCCAGGUCAAGGCCGCAAACCAUGCUCCUUCACUAAACGCACGAAGUCGCGGGUGUACGCGGUGAAGGUGAUCGUGUCGUACGGCGAGCCCGGCAGUCUGGUGCACCAGUACACGGAGGAGUACACCGUCACCUGCACCUUCAGCCCCAAGGGAUCUGACAGCAGCAAGAACCAGAAAAUUGCCGACACCCUGAUCGCGGCCAAGGAAAUCCAGACGAACGUGGGCGGCACCAGCAGCUCCACCAUCCACCUCAAGAUGGUGGACGUCCUCGGCCACAACCUCAACGGCAGGAGCGUGGACCUGGGCAGGACGGUGCAGCUCAAGGCCGUCAAUACAGGUAGCGAGGCAGGCAUCCGGCCCAUCUCCUGUGACGCCAUCGACGGCUCCUCGGCACGAUACGCCAUUCUCCGAGCUGGCUGCGGUGAUGGUAUUGUCUUCCCCAAGAACAUCGGCUUCACGACCAUCGGGAAGAAAACCCAAAGUCCGUAUUUUGAAGCAUUUACCGUCAACGUGAACUCCGCCUUGAAGUUUGAAUGCAACUUCACGAUGUGUGCAACCAGGUGUGACGGGAAUUCCUGCACCAAUGCCGGCAUCGGGAAAAGAGAUGUAUCCGGGAUGUCGGCACAUCGAGGCUAUGCAAUGGUAGCUACUGACGCAGUCGCCAUCGUCAACACGGCUCCAGGCGAGGGAGGGGUGGGGGACGUUCAUGUCGACAGGUCGCAGCAGUAACGUGUAUCGCCAUGGUAACGGGUUUUAAUAAAAACUCA
Messenger RNA from Haliotis rufescens (red abalone), 1071 nucleotides. RefSeq names its product vitelline envelope sperm lysin receptor-like. The record is from RefSeq and is a predicted model, not a curated record. NCBI's taxonomy places the organism in Eukaryota, Metazoa, Mollusca, Gastropoda, Lepetellida, Haliotidae. Bases 68 to 1033 code for a protein of 321 amino acids. The transcript is spliced from 10 exons.